AUGCUCGAAUGUCAAGAUCAAGGCAUGCCUAUCGAUUCAGGACUCCUACGCUCUAUCCAGUGUCUUGCCUUAGCAGAAUGGAUAUGUCAACGUUAUGACGCUGCAACAAUACAUGUGCAAGCAGCGAAGAAGCUGUUCCCGCUGGCUAAUUUCGGCCACCCAUCCGAUGCGUUCGCAAGAGAAGGAAUCGUGAACAUUGAUAACCUGAUAUGUAUCGAGACUGGCCGGUUGCCUGAAUUUCCCGUCAUGUACGAUCCCGGACCACUGAAGAGGUCCAGGAUGGCACUUAUCAGAGAGGAAGUCGGCGCCUUUGCGGCUGGCCAGAUGCCUCCACGACGUUGGCUUGCACUCUGGGAUCCGGUUUCGAGCGAGGACUCGCUUGCAGACGCGGUUCAUCCAUUAUUGGCACCUGUCCUUCGAGACAUUCUUGAUGUGCUUACUGUGGCGAAAUGUGUGUGGCGCACCCCGAAUGCAACCAAGCGAGAUGCAGAUUGGAUGUGCAAACGUGCCCGAGCACUGGUUCAUCGGCUGCUUUUGUUGCCCGCUAAUCCAUUCUUCGGCCACAAAACUAUCAGCGCCCGGAAAGCCGAAGUAUUGAGGAUUGCGCUUCUGCUUAUCCUCAUACGCUGCACGAAUAGGGUGGCUUUUCGCUCGGCUCGGCCGAAUAUGCGUCGUCUGCAGCACGCAUUGAACGCGAUCGACAAGGAUUGGUCCUCCAAGACGACCUCCUUGGGCACAGAAGCCGAGAUGACAGGUAGCUUCCAGUCACAACCCCAACCUCCAGCCUCGCCAUUUUCGUCUUACUGGUCAAGCCCGCUGAACGAACCAUUGGGACAGCCUUUACGAAAUCUACACUCAAAACAAUACAACGAGAAUGCUCUCCUCCUCUGGGCCUUGAUGACCGGCCACUUCAACGCACAGGGGGAGCCGGAAGAAUCAUGGUUUCUCGAGCGGGCGCCAUACGUUGCUGAAACACAUCUCGGGAUACAUGAUUACGACGGCCUUGACGACUUCAUGAGCCAGUACUUCUAUUCCAGGACGCGGCAGCAGCACAGCCUGACGAUCGUGGCGUUGCAUUUGUCCUAG
Messenger RNA from Exophiala xenobiotica, 1086 nucleotides. RefSeq lists its product as uncharacterized. NCBI's taxonomy places the organism in Eukaryota, Fungi, Ascomycota, Eurotiomycetes, Chaetothyriales, Herpotrichiellaceae. The transcript is spliced from 2 exons. The coding region runs from base 1 to 1086 and encodes 361 amino acids. The record is from RefSeq and is a predicted model, not a curated record.